AUGGCUCUGAUCACCAUCUCUGGCUUCCCCUGUUCGGGCAAAUCGACCCGAGCCCUGCAACUCCAACAAGACUUCCUCGCUCGUCUCUCUUCUCCCGAGUACACCGGCCCCAAGCUCAGAGUAAUCAUCGUAGAUGACGAAAGCAAUCACGUUCCUCGAUCAGUAUACGACAGUAGCAUCUCCGAAAAGUCUGGCAGGGCGAACAUCUACUCUGCGGUGACGCGAAACCUUGGAACUGACACGAUCGUGAUUUGUGAUAGUCCGAACUAUAUCAAGGGGUUCAGGUAUCAGAUGUACUGCGCUGCCAGGGAGGCGCACGCGAGGGUGUGUACUCUGCAUAUAGCGACUCCGCCUGAGGUAUGUCGGGAGUGGCACGAGAAAAGGGGGGAAUGCUCCUAUAAACCGGAAACCUUUGACAACCUCAUCAUGCGCUUUGAAGAACCCUCCUCCAUGGUCCGCUGGGACUCUCCCCUCUUCACUAUCCCCUAUAUCGACCCGCUCCCCCUCGACGCCAUCUGGGCCACCAUCACCACCGGCGCCAAAGCCCCACCUACCGCCGCCGUCCUCGCUCCGCCCAAACCACCACCCAACACCCUCCAAAUCCUCACAUCGACCACAUCGGCCAUCACGACCGCUCUUCUCGCGCACGUCAACGCCACGCCGGGCUCCUCAGGCUUUGUGGUCCCUUCCCCUCCUGCGCGUCAAGCUGGGGAGCUGAGGGUGCGACUACCGAUGAAGCGGGUGACGCUGAGUGAGAUGCAGCGGCUCAAGCGGCAUCGGGCGGCGGGCGUGGGCGGCGCGGAUGAGGUGGCGGUCAAGUUUGUGGGGUUCUUGGAGGCGACUUGGGAUACAGCUGGAGAUUAG
Molecule: messenger RNA, 864 nt
Organism: Dioszegia hungarica
Lineage: Eukaryota; Fungi; Basidiomycota; Tremellomycetes; Tremellales; Bulleribasidiaceae
Product: chromatin associated protein KTI12
Exons: 5
Coding region: 1-864 (287 amino acids)
Source: RefSeq, a predicted model, not a curated record